UGCCUCACACGAGUCUGGCAGCAGAGUACUACCACCCGAUGGCCCUGCUGGCGGGCCACCGCAGCCCGUACACGACCGACCUUCUCCCGUCUGUGGCAACCGCGGCCGGGGCCAGCAGUGCCAGCGCCCUGCACAUGGAGUAUCUGCAGGCGAUGGAAAGCUCUCGUUUCCCAAGCCCAAGGCUCCCGGUACGGCCCAGCAGGAAGCGCCCCCUGCCCAUCUCGCCACUCUCCGAUCACAGCCUUGACCUGCAGAACAUGAUCCGCAACUCGCCCACCUCCAUCGUCAACCUGAUUAACAACUCCCGCUCCAGCUCCUCCACCAGUGGCUCCUAUGGUCACCUCUCCGCUAGAGCCAUCAGCCCAGUGUUAAGCUUCGCCUACCCUCCAACUCCAGUGGCUUUGCACGUGCACCAGCAGCUGAUGGGCCGUCAGCCGGGCAUCGUGGGCUCCGCCUUUGGUCACAGUCCGCCCCUAGUCCACCCGACUCCGGCCUUUCCCACGCAGCGAACCGUGCCCGGCAUCCCGUCGUCYGGGCUCAGCCUCAGCGAGCGCUCGGCCAUCUCCAACGACUCUUCACAGGCCAAGCCCACGAGUGAAUCGGCCGUGAGCAGCACAGGCGACCCGAUGCAUCACAAACGGUCCAAAAUGAAACCGGAGGAAGAGCUGCCGAGCCCAGGAGCUGUGAGCGUACAGGACCAUCCUGACGGGAUGACUUUGGUGAAGGAGGAAGGGGACAAGGAUGAGAGCAAACAGGAGCCAGAGGUGGUUUACGAGACAAACUGCCACUGGGAGAACUGCUGCCGUGAGUUUGACACCCAGGAGCAGCUGGUACAACAUAUCAAUAACGACCACAUCCACGGAGAGAAGAAGGAGUUUGUGUGCCGAUGGGAGGAAUGCUCUCGAGAACAGAAGCCCUUCAAGGCGCAGUACAUGCUGGUGGUCCACAUGCGCAGGCAUACUGGGGAAAAACCACACAAAUGCACAUUUGAAGGCUGUGCCAAGGCUUACUCACGCCUGGAAAACCUUAAAACUCACUUACGAUCCCAUACGGGUGAGAAACCAUACGUGUGUGAACACGAGGGCUGCAACAAGGCUUUUUCCAAUGCAUCAGAUCGGGCGAAACAUCAGAAUCGCACACAUUCAAAUGAGAAACCCUACGUGUGCAAAAUCCCAGGCUGCACAAAACGCUACACGGACCCUAGCUCCUUACGUAAGCAUGUAAAGACAGUACACGGGCCAGAGGCGCAUGUCACCAAGAAGCAGCGUGGGGAUUACCCACGCCCUCCACAGCAGCCGCGGGAGCCUGGGGGCAACAGCCAGGGCCGAUCGCCUGGGCAGCUGCCCCUGGGUGGGUAUACGGACCAAAGGGAGUACUACCAUGUUACCUCAAAACAAGAUGAUUCUCUGCAGGUGAAGUCCAUCAAGACUGAAAAACCCAUGACGUCUCAGCCAAGCCCUGGCAGUCAGUCUACAUGCAGCAGUGUCCAGUCCCCCAUCAGCACCYAUCCCAGCAGUGGAGUCCAGCUUGCUGUGAGCGCCGGACGCUCGCCAGGGAAGGGGCUGGAGGAGGACGAGGAGGAGGAGGAGGAGGAGAAUGACGAGGAGGCAGAAGAGGGGUGCGACGGGGAGCCAGCCCCCGUCGUGGACUCCACGGUCUCCACUGCGACCGCAGCCAUGCUGACCUUGCAGGCGAGGCGAGGCAUUGGCCGGCCCCUGCGCUGGAUGGAGCACAUGAAGAUGGAGAGGCUGAAGCAGGUGAACGGAGCGCUGCCCAGGCUGGGGUCUCUGUCCCCCACACCACCUCCAAAAGGUCUGGCGGUGCCAAACAUCCUGGGGAAGGGAUCCUGCCUGGGCAGGCARUGGGGGAUGUCUGCUCCUCAGCCACCUGCUCACCCCGAGCUGGAGAGCACAGAGCUGACGGUGCUCAGUUUGAUCAGAGACCGGCGUGACAGCAGUGGCAGUGCCACCAGUUCAGCCUACCUGAGCAGCAGCCGGCGGUCUUCGGGCAUCUCCCCCUGCUUCUCCAGCCGCCGAUCUAGCCAGGCUUCCCAGAGCGAGGGCACGGCAUUGGCCGCCAGCCACCGUCGCAUUCAUAACCUCAGCUCCACCGACUCGUACGACCCCAUUUCCACCGAUGCCUCCCGUCGGUCCAGUGAAGCGAGCCAGUAUGGCGGUGGGGUAGCAGGAGGGGUUGCAGGGAUGCUCUCAGGUGGGAGCUGUGGAGGCGUUGGAGUUGGCAUUGGGGGAGGCAGUGGGUCACAAGGGAUGCUCAAUUUAACCCCAGCACAGCACUACCACCUCAAAGCUAAAUAUGCAGCAGCUACUGGUGGCCCGCCUCCCACACCUCUGCCUAACAUGGAGCGCAUGAGUUUGAAGAUUCGAAUGGCCAUGAUGGAAGAGGGUGGCAACAAUCGCUCUCUGCCACCUUUAGUUAGGCCACCUCACUGUGAUGAAAGCAAUGGUGGGUAUAACAAUGGGGGUAUGGGACAUGCAGGUUACAGAAGAAGAGUCUUCUAUCCUGGCGAGGGGCCAAUGAGUGGGAAUCGUCGAGCCAGCGACCCUGUGCGAACACAGGUUUAUGAAAAUUUCAGUUUGCCUCCAGUUCAACGCUUCAACAGCCUUAAUAAUCUCCACCCUCUCCCCCCUCUGACUCAUCAGUUCACACCUGAAUCUCGCAGUUUUAGCCUACAGAACUACACACGCGCUGAGAGCAACGUGCAGAAUUCACCAAACACCUCUAGCAUUGCAGAAAAUGCAGCCUUAGAAGCUCUGGCCAUGGAGAAUGAUGAGGCUAGCCUUCUGCUUGGGGAUGAGGAUAUGUUGCCAGAUGACUUAGUGCAGUAUCUGCACUCCCAGGUUCAAAUGAACACUGCUUAUGUUCAGGCUGAGGACCAUUUAGCUUCUAGUCAACGGGAUACCACCCAUUCAGGAGGCAUGGAGGCAAUCCAGACUUCAGGGUCAGAUGGGACAUUCCUUGGGUCCCAGAGUCUUCAGCAACAGCAGAUAUCAGAAAGGAACAGCCCUAGCAGGCUCCCCAUCCAGUGGAAUGAAGUAAGCUCUGGAAGUGCUGACAGGUCUCCCCAAAAAGAACAAAACCACCAUUCACAGUAUGGAAGGUGGCCUAAUGUAGACCAUGAACCCAAUUCUGUAUCAUUUGGCAAGUUCCGUAAUAUGGUGGUUCACCAUCAGGUGUCUGCCGAUUUCCUGAACAGCUGCUUCCAGGCUAAUCAGCCUUCAAGUGUUUACCCUGGGGUGAAACUAGAAACAACCCCUAACUCCUGCAUGGAGAUGAGAGGUACUGGUCACAACGCAACAAACACCUUUGGUAGRUCAAACGUAAUGCAUACAAACAAUAGGCCUCACCCCCAAAAUCUGAAACAGCACGCAGCCAGUGGAGCUUCAAAACAGAGCCACUUCCAGCAGAGCAACAACAGCAGCACCUCUUGGCAGGUUGGAAACAAUCUAACUCUUGGCAGGGCUUUCAUGGACAGUCUCCCCAGCCUCUCUCAGGAACCUCCUCCUUAUCACGAUCGGCUGGUACAUAUCCCUUACCCACCAAACAAUGGUUCCAAGAACUUGGUCAAGACCCAACAACACUUAAUUUCUGAGAGCUCCAGUGAAAUCCACCCAAGCCCCAACCAACCCCAACAACUACAGAGGAAUGGAGACCACUGUUCUCUUGCAUAUCAGGUAUCAGGGCUGAAACUGGAAAACCCAGACCAUGGAUACGUCGAGCAGGCCUUCACGGACUGCCUCUCUUAUGAACCAGCAGAUUGCAAGGCCUCUUCAUUUCCUGCUUUGGAGGACCAGAGUUUGCUGGACUCCUUGGCUGUCUCUGAGGAACCAGGUGGCGGCAAAGAGAACACAGCUUCCCUUCCCUCCCCAGGAGCAAACCUAGUGACCAGCACGGUAGAUGGUCUUGUGACUGGUGUAUUAAAUGAAGGCGUAAAUCUGGACUUUGGCACCAUGCUGGAGGACGGUUAUGAUCAGGGUAGCUUGGUCUCAGGAGUUUUGAGUCCUUCCAUCUUCCAGGGUCUUUCCAGGACUUCGUCACGCCUUACCACCCCUCGAACAUCAGCUAACUUCCACAGUGUAGCCCCAGGCCUCAGCAACAUGGCCAUUGGAGACAUGAGUUCACUCCUCACUGCCCUCGCUGAGGAAAGCAAGUUCCUGGCUAUCUUGCAAUAGCCACUCCUCCUCUCUGUUUUCUCCUCCCUUGAAAAAAAGAAAAACAGAAGAGUAAAAACAUUGGUGUAUGUGAAGAUUUAAGACACUAAAAGUGGCAAAUAUGAGAACUUAAAAGUUGCCAAACAGUUUUAUUGUAGGAAGAUGUCAUCCCACAAAGAACUGGGAUGUGUCAAAGAAUUUGUAAAAAUAAAGAUGUUAUAUUCCUUUUUCUGGAAUGAAGGCUA
Messenger RNA from Austrofundulus limnaeus, 4414 nucleotides. It is a transcript of the gene gli3, whose product is annotated as GLI family zinc finger 3. Gene Ontology annotation, molecular function: DNA-binding transcription factor activity, RNA polymerase II-specific; RNA polymerase II cis-regulatory region sequence-specific DNA binding. Gene Ontology annotation, cellular component: nucleus. The record is from RefSeq and is a predicted model, not a curated record. Lineage: Eukaryota; Metazoa; Chordata; Actinopteri; Cyprinodontiformes; Rivulidae. Gene Ontology annotation, biological process: regulation of transcription by RNA polymerase II; smoothened signaling pathway.